CCCUGAGCCUCUCGGGAGCCUCCGGGUUUCCGGGGAGGAAGCCUUUAGUAGGGCGCCGGCGCGUGGGACCGCGGCUGUGGGCCCCGCGAGCCCACUGUGUUCCUGACGUCGGCCAGGAGAGCGCAUUCUGGACACGCGGGACUGCUCAGUAAACCGUUGGUGAUAUUCCUACUUGAAGGACAUCAUGUUUUCCAAGCUAGCACGUUUGCAGACUGUUGCUGUCCUUCGUGGAGUUCAUUCUUCAGUGGCUUCUGCUACAUCUGUUGCAACUAAAAAAACAGUCCAAGGCCCUCCAUCCUCUGAUUACAUUUUUGAACGGGAAUCUAAAUAUGGUGCCCACAACUACCACCCUUUACCUGUAGCCCUGGAGAGAGGGAAAGGUAUUUAUGUAUGGGAUUUAGAAGGCAGAAAAUAUUUUGACUUUCUGAGUGCCUACAGUGCUGUCAACCAAGGGCAUUGUCAUCCAAAGAUUGUGAAUGCUUUGAAAAGUCAGGCGGACAAAUUGACCUUAACAUCUAGGGCCUUCUACAAUAACGUGCUCGGUGAAUACGAAGAGUAUGUUACUAAACUUUUCAACUACCACAAAGUUCUUCCUAUGAAUACAGGAGUGGAGGCUGGAGAGACUGCUUGCAAACUUGCUCGUAGAUGGGGAUAUAUCGUGAAGGGGAUCCCGAAAUACAGAGCGAAGAUUGUUUUUGCAGCUGGAAACUUUUGGGGUAGAACAUUGUCUGCUAUCUCCAGUUCCACAGACCCAACCAGUUACGAUGGUUUUGGACCAUUUAUGCCAGGUUUCGAAAUCAUUCCAUAUAAUGAUCUGCCUGCUCUUGAGCGUGCACUUCAGGACCCAAAUGUUGCCGCGUUCAUGGUGGAACCAAUUCAGGGUGAAGCAGGCGUUGUUGUUCCAGAUCCAGGCUACCUUGUGGGCGUGCGGGAUCUCUGCACCCAGCACCAGGUUCUGUUUAUUGCUGAUGAAAUACAGACAGGAUUGGCCAGAACUGGUAGAUGGCUGGCUGUUGAUCACGAAAAUGUCAGACCUGAUAUGGUCCUCCUAGGAAAGGCACUUUCUGGUGGUUUAUACCCUGUAUCCGCAGUGUUGUGUGACGAUGAAAUAAUGCUGACCAUUAAACCAGGGGAACAUGGUUCAACGUAUGGUGGCAAUCCACUAGGCUGCCGAGUGGCCAUCGCGGCCCUGGAGGUUUUGGAAGAAGAAAAGCUUGCUGAAAAUGCAGAGAAAAUGGGUAUCAUCUUGAGAAAUGAACUCAUGAAGCUACCUUCUGAUAUUGUAAAGGCUGUAAGAGGAAAAGGAUUAUUAAAUGCUAUUGUUAUUAGAGAAACCAAAGAUUAUGAUGCUUGGAAGGUGUGCCUGCGACUUCGAGAUAAUGGACUUCUGGCCAAGCCAACCCAUGGUGAUAUCAUCAGGUUUGCACCUCCACUUGUGAUGAAGGAGGAUGAGAUUCUGGAGGCCGUGGAAAUCAUUAACAAGACCAUCUUGUCUUUCUGAGGGUGACAGUUUUCAGUGGUGCCUGGGAGCCAGCUGGAGACAGGCAGUUCACAAACCUCUGAGUUUCUGCACUUAAUGCAGGCAUAUUCCACUCCCCCAUGUCAAGGGCUUUUAAAAAAAUAUAUGUUUUUCAGUUCAUGCAUAAUAGAAUGACAUUUAUAAACGUGCAAUUUGCUGUGUAACAUAACUAAGAGAAUGUCCUGGCAUCUUAUUUUCGAGUGUGUGUGUGUGUGUGUGUGUGUGUGUGUGUGUUUGUGUGCACUUUCUAAGGUGAGAUACAUCUCUCUAUAUA
Messenger RNA from Kogia breviceps (pygmy sperm whale), 1793 nucleotides. The record is from RefSeq and is a predicted model, not a curated record. Lineage: Eukaryota; Metazoa; Chordata; Mammalia; Artiodactyla; Physeteridae.